Molecule: messenger RNA, 1203 nt
Organism: Talaromyces atroroseus
Lineage: Eukaryota; Fungi; Ascomycota; Eurotiomycetes; Eurotiales; Trichocomaceae
Exons: 3
Coding region: 1-1203 (400 amino acids)
Molecular function (GO): 5-methyltetrahydropteroyltriglutamate-homocysteine S-methyltransferase activity; zinc ion binding
Source: RefSeq, a predicted model, not a curated record
AUGGCCCGGCACCAGAACCCUCCGUUUCGCGCUGAGCAACUGGGCUCUCUGCUCCGUUCAGACGCUUUGAUCCAGAAGCGCGACGAACUGAGCGAAGGGAAAAUUGCCAGAGAAGAACUUGUCCCGCUUGAGGAUCACGAUAUCAAAGAAAUUGUCGCUAAGCAGAAGGAGCUCGGAUUCCAUGCCAUCACCGACGGGGAGUAUCGCCGUCAUAUGUUCUGGGGCUCUUUCUUCCCCAGCCUUGAAGGCUUCACACAGCUGCCAAAGCCUGACCCGAACAUGUUCCGUCUUUACAUGCCUGAUAUUGCCGCUUUCGCAGAGGAAGAAGUCGAGCCUGGCGAAACCGUGAUUUGCACGGGCAAGAUCAAGCACAAGGGCAGCAGCUAUGUGGAUGACUUCAAGUUCUUGACUGGUUUGGUGAAACCGGAAGAGGUCAAGAAUAUCAAGAUCACCCUUGCUGCGCCUAAUUGGUACCACAUGCGGUACAAGGAGGGCUAUGCUUAUUCGAAGGAUGCAUACACCUCCGAUGACGAGUACUUUGGCGAUAUUGCCAAGGCGUACCAGGCCGAGCUGCAGGUAUUGUAUGAUGCAGGGUGUAGGAAUGUGCAAUACGAUGACCCUAAUCUUGCGUACUUCUGCUCCGAGAAAAUGAUUGAGGGCUGGAACGCCGAUCCACUGAACAAGGGCACUACUGAGGAACUUCUCGACAAGUACAUCAAGCUCUACAACGACUGUAUCUCAAAACGCCCGGCUGACUUGCAUGUCGGCGUCCACCUGUGCCGUGGAAACUUCCACAACUCCCGCCACUUUUCAGAGGGUGGUUACGACCGCAUAGCCGUCAAGCUGUUUAAGGAACUCAAUGUCGAUACGUACUACCUUGAAUACGACACCCCUCGAGCAGGCGGAUUCGAGCCACUGAAAGAACUGCCGCCGAACAAGAAUGUCAUCCUCGGCGUUCUUACCUCCAAAUUCGACACCAUGGAGGACAAGGAAGAGGCGAAAAAACGCAUCUUGCAAGCUGCAGAGUUCAUUGCUGCUGGUAACAAUAUCUCUGUGCAGGAAGCCUUGAAACAGUGCGGUGUGAGCCCCCAGUGUGGUUUCGCGAGCCACCACGGCGGCAAUGCAAUCAGUCGCGAGGGCAUGUUCAAGAAGCUCAAGCUUGUGCGCGAAAUUGCCGACGACCUUUGGCCUAAUGAGCCUUGA